Molecule: messenger RNA, 825 nt
Organism: Cannabis sativa
Lineage: Eukaryota; Viridiplantae; Streptophyta; Magnoliopsida; Rosales; Cannabaceae
Exons: 1
Coding region: 1-825 (274 amino acids)
Molecular function (GO): nucleic acid binding; RNA-DNA hybrid ribonuclease activity
Source: RefSeq, a predicted model, not a curated record
AUGGAGACUAUUGUACAUGUGUUGUUGGACUGCCCAUUUUCUCAAUCUUGCUGGGCUCUUUCGGCGGUAAACCAGUCGGCUACUGGUUCUAUUGCUGAGUUUAGCAGCUGGUUUUUUGAGCUGCUAGCUGAUGGCCGUGAGGAGGUUAGUGUAGAGGCUGCGAUGGUGUGUUGGAGUAUUUGGCAUGCUCGCAACGAAGUGCAAUGGAACCAUAAGUCUCGGUCUGGUUUGGAGGUAGUGAAGUCGGCAAAAAAUGUCCUUGGCCAAUGGAAAAUUACUAAAUUUGAAUCUCCUAAUGCUUUAUUUGCUAUGGGGGAUAUCUCUAAAAGUAAUUGUUGGCGUAAACCUGAUGAGUAUACGGUCAAGGUGAAUGUCGAUGGUGCGACUUUUGAAGCUCACCAAAAGUUUGGUUUCGGUUGUAUUGCUCGUGAUCACCAUGGUAAGCUUAUUGAAGCUAUUUCUGAGAGUCGUUGGGGUUGUGUUUCUGCAGAAAUAGCUGAGGUCAUUGGCAUCAAGGAGGCGCUAAGUUGGAUAAAGCGCAAGGGCUGGGGUAGGGUGGUUGUUGAGUCUGACGCUUUAGUUGUUGUUCAAGCAAUUAAUAGCUCAGUGCAUAUGCCAUCCCAGUUUGGUUUGUUGGUUGAGGACUGUCGUACUAUUGUAGCCAGUUUGAAUAAUGUCCUUAUUUCUUAUGUUAAUCGAUCUGCAAAUAGGGCUGCCCAUUGUGUUGCUAGGGCGUCUUAUUUAUCGUCAGGUUGUACUUUUAAUGAGCUAAAUGCUCUGCUUUCUUUGUGUGACAUUGUUAAGGCUGAUGCUGUUAAUUUUUAA